AUGUGGAACCAGAGGGCAACCUACCUUCUCAACAAGGAGAAGUGGACGGCCGAAAGGGCCAAUUUGGAGGCCGAGAAGGUCAUAUUGAAGGCCAAGAAGGCCGAAUUGGAGGCAUUAAUGGCCAUCACCAAUGGUGAUGUGAAAGGCAUCCAAGCCACAGUGCAGCAGAUCCAGUCCAAUAUCAAGGACUCGCAGAACGUUGUCAUGGAGCACGAGUAG
Molecule: messenger RNA, 219 nt
Organism: Penicillium paradoxum
Lineage: Eukaryota; Fungi; Ascomycota; Eurotiomycetes; Eurotiales; Aspergillaceae
Exons: 1
Coding region: 1-219 (72 amino acids)
Source: RefSeq, a predicted model, not a curated record